AUGGUUACACGUGAAGAAGAACCAUUAAAAGACCAAGUUAAAAAUAAGAAAAAGAGUUUAAAGGAAAAAAUUGCUUACAUAAAAGAUAACAUAACUCUAGAACCUGUUUUGGCUGGUUACGUUAUACCAGGAGUAUUAUCAAGACUUGCAACUCAAAACCUUAACCUAGAUAAAGCAUGUCGGGUGAACUUAAAGUAUGGGGAUGCCGUCUGCGAUGCUCUUAUUGCAAAAGAAGGCAACAUGUAUCAAAAAGAAGAACUAAACAUUCAAGAGUUAAUCGCGUCGAUGGAGACUUGGAAAAAUAUUAUAUUAACUGCGCUACCCAGUUUCUUAAUUUUGUUUUUGGGCGCUUGGAGUGAUAGAACUGGAAAAAGAAAGAUAUGUAUUUUACUACCUAUUGUAGGUGACCUGCUUGCGUGCUUAAGUAAUAUACUCAAUGCCUACUUUUUUUAUGAACUGCCAGUUCAAGUUACAAUGUUCUUUGAGGCAUUUUUUCCAGCUAUUACAGGGAGUUGGAUAACAACAUACAUGGGUGCUUUUAGUUAUAUUAGUGAUAUAUCUAGUGAAGAAACAAGGACGUUUAGAGUUGGCAUAGCAAACUUAUGUCUUACAGCCGGUGGACCUAUAGGAACUGCAUUAAGUGGAAUAUUAUUAAAAUAUAUUGGCUAUUAUGGGAUUUUUACAUUAAGCUCAAUACUGUAUGUAUGCAGCAUAUGUCACGGUAUAUUUUACAUUAAAGAUCCGCAAAGGAAAAUACAAGAUAAGAAAUCCGAGGAGAAGCCAUUUAAUUUAUGGGCAUUUUUAAAAUAUUUCUUUGAUAUCAAACAUGUCAACGAUACUCUAACAGUAGCUUUCAAAAAUGGUCCAAAUCAUCGAAGAAUAAAGUCUAUCUUGGUUCUUGCAUCUAUUGUUUUUAUAUAUGGACCCGCUCACGGAGAAUUUACCAUUCGAUAUCUCUUUACUCGAUAUCGUUUCAAUUGGGAUGCCGUCAAGUUUAGUUUCUACAGCACUUUUUACACUUGUAUACAUGCAUUUGGAGCACUAAUUUCAAUAAGUAUUUUUAGCAGAAAAUUAAAAUGGGACGAUUCUGUGUUAGGUUUAAUUUCCAACCUCAGCAAAAUCGUUGGAGCCUUGGCCACAGGUUUGGCUAGAAAUAGCUUGGAGAUGUACUUGGCUGUUGCAAUAGAGAUGUUUAAUGCGACAGCAUUUACAGCAUUAAGAUCUAUCUCAUCUAAACUUGUAACGAGUGAAGAAUUAGGAAAAAUGAUAUCUUUUUUCAAUUUAAUGGAGGUGGUAACGUCAAUGAUUUUUGGGCCCUCUUACUCGUGGAUAUACAUGAUGACUCUAAAAGUAGAUGCCGGGAUUGUGUACUAUAUAAGCACUGGGCUGACAGUUCCACCUAUUUUAAUUUUUGGAUGGUUUUUCAUGCAACAUCGAAAGGGUAUAAGAAGACAAAAAUGUAAAGAAUCUAAAGAUAAAGGUGAUCAAAAUGAUGAAACAAACAAAGAAGACUUCCUGUUUAGCAGCAUAGAUUUAGCAGAUAAAAAAAUAUUUAUGGAAUGA
Molecule: messenger RNA, 1563 nt
Organism: Parnassius mnemosyne (clouded apollo)
Lineage: Eukaryota; Metazoa; Arthropoda; Insecta; Lepidoptera; Papilionidae
Source: the annotation of a GenBank genome assembly